UUGUUGUCAGCAACUACCAGCUAAUAUGGUUGUAAGCUAGCGCUCGCCGGUGAGCCAACAGUACAGUAUCGUUUGUCUCUUUCACCGUAAUAAAGAAGUACAGUACAGGGACGGUUUUAACGGUCAGAACAGCCGCUCGCAUCAGAUCUUUGUCUGCGAUAUCAGAAAGAUGACUUCUGCACUGUCUGAUCCAACUCUAGAGAGACAUUUCAGGGGUCACAGGGAGACUGUGGCUAGUGUUGACUUCAGCUGCAACACAAAACAGAUAGCCACUGGCUCUAUGGACUCCUGUGUGAUGAUCUGGCACAUGAAACCUCAGAUGCGAGCGUAUCGUUUUGAUGGACACAAAGAUGCUGUCACUUCUGUGCAGUUUUCCCCCUCUGGCCACCUGGUGGCCUCGGCCUCCAGAGACAAGACUGUACGUCUCUGGGUGCCCAGCAUGAAGGCUGAGUCAACAGCUUUCAGGGCUCACACUGCCACCGUGCGCAGUGUUAACUUUUCUGGGGACGGACAGACUCUGGUCACAGCUUCUGACGACAAGACCAUAAAAAUCUGGACUGUCCACAGGCAAAAGUUUCUGUUCUCUCUCAACCAGCACAUCAACUGGGUCCGCUGUGCCAAGUUUUCUCCAGACGAUCGUUUGAUUGUGUCGUCCAGUGAUGAUAAGACAAUAAAGCUGUGGGACAAAAACAGCAGAGAGUGUAUUCAUUCUUUCUAUGAACAUGCUGGUUAUGCAAACCAUGUAGAUUUCCAUCCCAGUGGAACAUGCAUCGCUGCAGCCAGUACUGACAAUUCUGUCAAGGUGUGGGACAUCAGAUCCCAUAAGAUGCUACAGCACUACCAAGUUCACAGUGGUGUGGUGAACACUGUGUCUUUCCACCCGGCUGGUAAUUUCCUCAUCACUGCGUCCAGCGAUUCCACAAUGAAGAUACUGGACCUUGUAGAGGGCAAGCUACUGUAUACGUUGCACGGACACCAGGGUCCAGUGACCUGUGUGGCCUUUUCCAGGACAGGAGAGUACUUUGCCUCUGGAGGUUCUGAUGAACAGGUAAUGGUGUGGAAGAGCAAUUUUGACUCUGGUGCUGAAUACAGUGAUGGAGUCCGUCUGCUGCAUAGAACUACUUCCAGCUCGCAGGCACCACCAGCCAGCUCCGCAGCUCAGCCGCCCUUUAACUCGCAUUCAACUGUGUUCCGCAGCCAGGCGUCUGAACCAUCAGAACAUUUUAACGGACAGGACUCCCACACUGGUGCCCACACUCAGAGCGGCAGUCGCAGUUGCAGAGCGACUCAUUCCCACACCUACAGAAACCACAGCACCAGCUCCUCCUCCACCCACCAGAUGCAGACCCAGAGUUUACCACAGCACACUACCCAGGUUCCAGCACAGUCCCAGGCCUCAGAUGGAGGGGUCCCCCCGGGUCUAGCCAGCACCCUAGAACACAUCAUAGGUCAACUAGAUAUUCUCACUCAGACGGUUUCGAUCUUGGAGCAGCGACUGACGCUGACAGAGGACAAGCUCAAAGAGUGUUUGGAGAACCAGAUGGAGAUCGGCCUACAUCUCCAGAGACAAGAGGAGGCCGAAAAGACGGCGGCAUCAGAGAGAGGUUGAGCUGCGGUGUGAAAGGAAAUGGGAUCACAUCAACACCAUAAACAGAAGCACAUGUACAGUAACUCCCCUUGUCGUCGUAAGAUCACACUUAUAAUAUCUAAUGUUAUGCACAGUGACACAUUUGCAUGUUAAGCAAAGACUUACUGCUGAUGUACUGUGUCUGUUUUUUAAGAGAUAUCAGAAUUGAAGGAGUUGAAUAGAGAAGUUGCUUCUCUACAACAUUGCUGAGAGCGCAGUCCCUUUUCUGCUGACGAAGGACCUGCUGUGUGUGUGUGUGUGUGUGUGUGUGUGUGUGCGCGUGUGUGUGUAGACACAUAGACACAUGCAAGAGACCUUCGCACUUUCCUAUGCACUGCACAUGGGGACAUUUUUAACUCUAUUUGUGUGUGCAGGCAUCAGUAAAGUGCUCGUUUACAACCAAAAAGCACAUAGUAAACUGUGCACACAAACAAAAUGCACAGGGUAUUGUCAUCAAUCUAGUCAUUCAUCAAUCAUUUUAGUUGUACGAUGUACAGUAACUUCAUCAUUUUUAAAUUGGAGAAAGAGGCUCAUUGAAAAAGUAAUUUUAAAAACUGUAGUAAACAUUUACUGCUGAGCAUGUAAAAUAACAUCAGUGUUAUACUUUAAGUUAGAAUGAUGAUGUUAUUUGCCUUGGUUUGGAUUGUCUACCCUGCGAGUUCCUGACGGCUGAUUGUAGUUACUACAGUUUAAAAGAGAAGUGUCUCGUUCCAUCCCUUUAUAUCUUUUGUCUGAAACUUUUAUACACUGAAAGUAACUUAUUGUGUACCUUCUUAAUAAAUUUUUUCACUCUUA
Molecule: messenger RNA, 2422 nt
Organism: Micropterus salmoides (largemouth bass)
Lineage: Eukaryota; Metazoa; Chordata; Actinopteri; Centrarchiformes; Centrarchidae
Gene: poc1a
Product: POC1 centriolar protein A
Exons: 11
Coding region: 170-1609 (479 amino acids)
Biological process (GO): cilium assembly
Cellular component (GO): ciliary basal body; centriole
Molecular function (GO): protein binding
Source: RefSeq, a predicted model, not a curated record